Messenger RNA from Molossus molossus (Pallas's mastiff bat), 4062 nucleotides. RefSeq names its product WAPL cohesin release factor (gene WAPL). Gene Ontology annotation, biological process: regulation of chromosome condensation. The transcript has 19 exons. Lineage: Eukaryota; Metazoa; Chordata; Mammalia; Chiroptera; Molossidae. The coding region runs from base 140 to 3724 and encodes 1194 amino acids. The record is from RefSeq and is a predicted model, not a curated record.
AGGGAGAGUGGGGCGGGAGAGGCAGAGAGAAACAUUGAUGCAAGAGGGAGACAUCGAUUGAUCGCCUCCCCUCCCAAAUGCGCCCCAAGUAGGGCAGAGGUUGAACCUGCAACCCAGAGAAUAUGAAACAGGUGUCAAAAUGACAUCCAGAUUUGGGAAAACAUACAGUAGGAAAGGUGGAAAUGGCAGUUCAAAAUUUGAUGAAGUCUUUUCCAACAAACGGACCACCCUGAGCACAAAAUGGGGAGAGACCACAUUUAUGGCUAAAUUAGGGCAGAAGAGGCCCAAUUUCAAACCAGAUAUCCAAGAAACUCCGAAGAAACCUAAAAUGGAAGAAGAAAAUACUGGCGAUCCUUUUGGAUUUGAUAGCGAUGAAGAAUCUCUACCAGUUUUUUCAAAGAAUUUAGCCCAGGGUAAGGUUUCCUCUUACUCAGAAACUGGUGAAGCUGCUCAGCUGGAAGACGUCCCUUCUGCACUCGAAACCAACAGCGAGGUCAGGCCUGCGGCGGGUGAAGGCAGCCUUGUGUCGGGGAGAUGCUUACCUCUAGAGGGGGCCUUGCUGGAGAAAGGGAAGGGCACAGACCGACUCCUAGAAGACGAUGUAAGCCGAAGUAGUUGUGCUAAAUUAAUGACUUUAGAUAAAGUGGAGAAUUUUAAUGAUGAAUAUGAAAAUAGUCAACAUAUUUACAAAAAUGCUGAAGACAGUACUAAGAAACCCAAUGCAGAUACUGUGGUGGCUUCUGGGUACAAAGGUGAUGACCCCAAGGAAACAAACGACGCUGGGAACUCCCAGCUGGGGAAAGGGCCAGAGUCUCCGCCAGAAACACCUCUGAUCAGAGGGUCUGUGAGAACUGGUUUGUAUGAAUGGGAUACUGAUUUCGAAGAUGUCAGAUCAGAAGAUUGUAUCUUAAAUUUGGAUAGUGAUCCUCUUUUGGAGAUGAAGGAAGAGGAUUUAAAAAAUCGGUUGGAAAAUCUAAAUGAAGCCAUUGAGGAAGAAGACAUCAUGCAAAGCGUUCUUAGGCCAAGCAACUGUAGGACGUACUGUAGGGUCAAUAAAACAAAAUCCUCCCAAGGAACAUCGAAUUUUGAUAAGCUAUUAGACGGCACCAGUCAGGCCUUAGCCAAAGCAAACAGCGAGUCGAGUAAAGAUGGCCUGAAUCAGGCGAAGAAAGGCAGUGUGAGUUGUGGGACCAGUUUUAGAGGGACAGUUGGACGGACUAGAGAUUACACUGUUUUACAUCCAUCCUGCUUGUCAGUCUGCAACGUUACCAUACAGGAUACUAUGGAACGCAGCAUGGACGAGUUCACUGCGUCGGCGCCUGCCGAUCUGGGGGAAGCUGGCCGUCUAAGGAAAAAGGCAGACAUUGCAACUUCUAAGACCACUACUAGAUUUCGACCUAGUAAUACUAAAUCCAAAAAGGAUGUUAAACUUGAAUUUUUUGGCUUUGAAGAUCAUGAUGAGACAGGAGGUGAUGAAGGAGGUUCUGGGAGUUCCAAUUACAAAAUUAAGUAUUUUGGCUUUGAUGAUCUCAGUGAAAGUGAAGAUGAUGAAGAUGAUGAAUGUCAAGUGGAAAGAAAGACAAGCAAACAAAGAACUAAAACAGCUCCAUCCCCCUCCUCGCACCCUGCUCCAGAAGGCAACGAUGAUUCCCAGGACAGUCAGUCUGGCGCUAAUGCUGCAGAAAACUUGGAUUUUACAGAGGACUUGCCUGGUGUGCCUGAAAGUGUGAAGAAACCCACAAAUAAACCAGGAGAUAAAUCGAAGGAAAACACCAGGAAGAUCUUCAGUGGCCCCAAGCGAUCUCCCACCAAAGCUGUGUAUAACGCCAGGCACUGGAACCACCCAGACUCGGAAGAGCUGCCUGGGCCGCCAGCGGCGAAGCCUCAGAGUGUCCCGGUGAGGCUAUCUUCAAAGGAACCAAAUCAAAAAGAUGAUGGAGUUUUUAAGGCUCCUGCACCACCACCCAAAGUGAUCAAAACUGUGACUAUACCUACUCAGCCCUACCAAGAUAUAGUUACUGCACUAAAAUGCAGGAAAGAAGACAAAGAAUUAUAUACUGUUGUUCAGCACGUGAAGCACUUCAAUGAUGUGGUGGAAUUUGGUGAAAAUCAAGAGUUCACUGAUGACAUCGAGUAUCUGUUAAGUGGCUUAAAGAGCACCCAGCCUCUGAACACGCGUUGCCUUAGUGUUAUUAGCUUGGCUACUAAAUGUGCCAUGCCCAGUUUCCGAAUGCACCUGAGAGCACACGGAAUGGUAGCGAUGGUCUUUAAAACCUUGGACGAUUCCCAGCACCAUCAGAAUCUGUCCCUUUGCACAGCUGCCCUCAUGUACAUAUUGAGUAGAGACCGUUUGAACAUGGAUCUUGAUAGAGCUAGCCUAGAUCUAAUGAUUCGACUUCUAGAGCUGGAGCAAGAUGCUUCUUCAGCUAAACUGCUGAAUGAGAAGGACAUGAACAAAAUCAAGGAGAAAAUCCGGAGGCUCUGUGAGACCGUGCACAACAAGCACCUCGACCUGGAGAACAUCACGACUGGGCAUUUAGCUAUGGAGACGUUACUGUCCCUUACUUCUAAGCGAGCAGGAGACUGGUUUAAAGAAGAACUCCGGCUUUUGGGUGGUCUGGAUCAUAUUGUAGAUAAAGUGAAAGAAUGUGUAGAUCAUCUAAGUAGAGAUGAGGAUGAAGAGAAACUAGUAGCCUCGUUGUGGGGAGCAGAGAGAUGUUUACGAGUUCUAGAAAGUGUGACAGUGCAUAAUCCAGAGAAUCAAAGCUACUUGAUAGCAUAUAAAGAUUCACAGCUCAUUGUUUCAUCAGCUAAAGCUCUGCGGCACUGCGAGGAGCUGAUCCAGCAGUACAACCGCGCCGACAGCAGCGUGUGUGUCCCCGACGGCCAGCCGCUGCCGCAGCAGAGCGUGGCCAGCCACGUGGGCCGCGCCGUGGAGGACUGCAUGAGGGCCGUCAUCGGCGUGCUGCUCAACCUGACCAACGACAAUGAGUGGGGGAGCACCAAGACAGGAGAGCAGGACGGCCUGAUCGGCACGGCGAUGAGCUGCGUGCUGCAGGUCCCCAAGUACCUACCUCAGGAGCAGAGAUUUGACAUCCGAGUGCUGGGCCUGGGGCUGCUGAUAAACCUGGUCGAGUACAGCGCUCGGAACCGCCACUGCCUGGUCAGCAUGGAGACGGCCUGCUCCUUCGACUCCUCCCUCUGCAGCGGGGAAGGGGACGGCAGCUGGCGGGGGGCAGGGCAGGUCCACGCCGUGCAGGCUCUGGUGCAGCUCUUCCUUGAACGAGAGCGAGCCGCCCAGUUGGCAGAAAGUAAGACAGACGAGCUGAUCAAAGACGCCCCCACCACUCAGCACGACAAGAGUGGAGAGUGGCAGGAGACGAGCGGAGAGAUCCAGUGGGUGUCAGCUGAGAAGGCCGACGGUGCGGAGGAGAGGAAGGAGGAGGAGGAGGAGGGGCUUGACCUCAAUAAAGCGCUCCAGCACGCGGGCAAGCACAUGGAGGACUGCAUCGUGGCCUCGUACACGGCGCUGCUGCUCGGCUGCCUCUGCCAGGAGAGCCCGAUCAAUGUGACCACUGUGCGGGAGUAUCUGCCAGAAGGGGACUUUUCGAUAAUGACAGAGAUGCUCAAAAAGUUCCUGAGCUUUAUGAAUCUUACUUGUGCUGUGGGAACCACGGGCCAGAAGUCCAUCUCCAGGGUGAUCGAGUACUUGGAGCACUGCUAGCUGCUCUGCCUUCGCUCCAGGGCUCGGCGGCGCUGGCGCAGUCUCAGACCAGGAAGUCACGAGGGGCGUCCUGGAGGAACACCGGGAGCAGCGUCGGCUCACCACGUCUGGAUUGCGGAGGCCUCCCGAGUUCUCCCUCACGCGUCCUGCGUUUGCUCAGUGACAGUUACUACAUCAAUCUGCAACUAUCAAAAAUGAGGGAAGGUCCAGGCUGUUCAUUCCAUGCAGUAUUUACACACACGUCCUUGCAGAGUGGACACUCCCCCUUGUUCUCGUGCGUCCCUCUGGGCAAGGUCAGGGGGUCGUGCUGCUGUUAGUGCAACUGCUGUGUGUGCUGA